This is a messenger RNA of Sus scrofa (pig), 2161 nucleotides long. RefSeq lists its product as uncharacterized. Lineage: Eukaryota; Metazoa; Chordata; Mammalia; Artiodactyla; Suidae. The record is from RefSeq and is a predicted model, not a curated record.
GACAUUAGCCAAUUGUUGAUUGGUUGCAUCUGCAUAGUCAAGGGGUCCAGGCUGCUGGUGACGGUCAUUGCACUUGGAAGGGACAGGCUUCCAUGGCAGAAAUGGGCAUGCUUGGCUUAUGAAACUACUUUUUCCCCAUUCCACAAAUGUUCACACCUAAAAAAGGAGAUUCUCGACUUCUGAGGGAAGCUGAGAUCUCCCAGGCCAAGAAGAACGACCUGAGGACUCUAUUGCUGAAGGCCAUUAAACUCCUUUAGAUAAAUUCAGAGGGGAAAUCUGAGAUCAGUACAGCUGUUGUGUCUAUGAUAGCUUAGGUUAAAUCAUUGGAAAGAUUCAGGGUACUAAGCACUUCUUUAGCAUUCAACUCUUGGUCCUUUUCAUUGUGAGUUCCUUGUUCCUGCAAAGCUGGCUGGGGUCAGCAUAGUGGGUCAAAAAAAAUCCCUCAGUGAGAGAGGUUGGGUUUCCCCAAUCUCCAUCUCAAACCAUGUCAUUGAUGACUUAAACAUGUCACCAGAUACUCAAGAUACAGAAGGUAGGUUCCACCCAUGGGAGAAUGACCCUCUGAAGAGAAGUUUAAAGUCAUCAUCAGAGCCGUUGGAGGGGACAUCUGAGAGUCAAGUGGGUGAUGUUUCACGAGAUUCUGUCAUGCCUCCAGUCCAGAAGAGGAAGCUAGAUCCACUUCCAAAAAAGCAUAGACAUCUUAGGAAGGUCGUAAGGACAAAGAGAAAGAGAAAGAGAAAGAGCAAGAGGAAAGAGAAAGUGGAGACCCACCACCCUGGUAUUCUUCCAGCAUCUUUAGUUAGACCACAAAAUGAAGAAGAUGAGGUGGUAGAUAACAAGCUGACCCUACUCAGUGCCAAGGAAGAUGGUCCUGACCUUCCCAACAAGGAGAGAUUGCAGAGUCAGCAGGAUGAAGACACCUGUGUGAUGCAUCAGGAAUAUCCGAUCCAGCCCUGUGAGCUCUCAGUGUCCCAGGAGCUCAGGCCCUCUUCUCCUGCAGAGACAUCCUUGGCAUCACCACCACUCUGCUUUGGUCGUUUUAUAAGCUGUGUCUGCCAGACCUUCUCAAGGUCCAGGAAGAGGAAAUCUGGAAGAGAGAGCACCAAGCAGGCUGAGGGAGGAGGUGAUGCAAAGGGUCCAAGACCUGGUCUUCUGAGGGUUCUGGGCAAAAACAGAGUAGAGCCUCACUAAAGCCUGUAGCAAGUUGUAAUUGCUUUAGGUUUCUCUUGUGUUUAGUUUUAUAGUUUUCUCCAUGUUAUUGUUCCUUUCAGUUGAAUUCUGGUCUGUCAAAGAGAAAGCUGUUUUUAAGCUGAGAUCCUCAAGCCUAAAGAGGUAUAAAGUCAAAGUAACUUUGAGGCUUUUAGUACUAUGCCCAGUAGUAAGAGUGUGCUUCCUACUUCUUCCCAUUAGACUGAAGUGGAAUUCACUCUGGAGCAGUGGUUCCCCAAAUUCAUGCAUAUUUCAUGCAUGUAUUUAGUGGGCUUAAUUUUCGCUAACUUCUCUGAGCAUGGAAGCCAUACAAUUUCAUCAUUUUGAGAUAUGUCUCCUGAUGUUGACCCCCAAGCGGAGACUUCUCAUGUUCAACCCCUCUCAUUCUUUUUUCACCUUUGGCUAGAGAUUCAUUUUGCAUUCUUUAUUUUCAGUACUUUGUUGAAAUUCUCCCCCUUUUGACCUGGUGUGGCUGUUUCUCCAUGGGGGUUGUUAUUACUGUUCUUGGACAGGAUGCCAUUGCCAGCUCUCCCAUCUCCAAGAAUUGUUCUGUUUCCUUCUGGUUACUUGUUAGUAAGAUCCCUGGCUUCUGAGUGUGCCUCUGCUGUUUUUUCUGUGUGGAAAACAUAAGUCACACUAGGUAAUGCUCCUUCCUUAUCAUUCUUUAGCCAGACUCUCACAGAAUCCUGAGUUCUGAGAACCCUAAACACAGUAAGUGCUUUAAAAAAGAUGUCAAGAUCAUUCCAUUUCCCCCUUGUCCUUGCAUGCUAGGUUAAUCUUCUUCCCAGGAUAUAAAAUAAGAGUUUAAGAUAAUCUUAUACCUUCCUCUGAGGAGGAAGUAGGUUGAAGAAGAGUUUGUGAGUUUUUCUGUAGUUUUAGUUACCUGUUGUUAUUUCCACUUUCCCAGUUUCCUAAUUCAUAUAAGAUUAAUAAAUAAAAGUACAAAUAUCAA